ACCAACACCUCCUCCAGCAUCAUCACUACUAUCGGAGGAUACAGAUGGGUCGCGGUUUAUGCGUGCGGGCAUUAGAGCCGCUAUCGCAAAGCUUGAGGAAUACCGCAACCUUCUUGAAGACUCGUCGGCAUAUUUGUUUGCGAUGAUCUUAGACCCAAGUCACAAAACCCUCUGGAUGAAGAAGAACCUCCAGUCACACCAAGUCGAUAGCUGUGUCGCUGCCUUGAAGCAAUGCUUCGAUGACCAGUACUCUCAUCUCGAGGUUUCUUCUAUUCCAGAGGCCAGUACAGAAAUACCAGAGGACUAGGAGGAGGACAAUUUCUUCGCUAGUUUCAACUACAGAGACGACGACACCAGCGAUCACGAAGUCGACCGUUACCUCUCCACCCCCGCUGUAACCAGGUGCGAUCCACUACAGUGGUGGAAGGCGAACCUUAAGGAAUACCCCCGGCUUUCUACGAUGGCGUUUAACUAUCUCUCUAUCCUAGCGAUGUCUUUUGAAUGCGAACUGUGACGAACCUGUCUCUGGACCCGUCCUGUUAGGGUUCAGUAUCGGUCGAAGGUAUUCUCUCAAGGGUGCUUAGGUUCG
This is a messenger RNA of Chaetomium fimeti, 589 nucleotides long. RefSeq lists its product as uncharacterized. Bases 59 to 307 code for a protein of 82 amino acids. The transcript has a single exon. Lineage: Eukaryota; Fungi; Ascomycota; Sordariomycetes; Sordariales; Chaetomiaceae. The record is from RefSeq and is a predicted model, not a curated record.